CGGUGUUGGUUGUUGCCGUGCCGCAUUGUUGUCCAUUGUUACUCGGGAAUGGCACCGCUGCUGCAUCUCGUUCCCGAUAGAACCGUGGACAGCGGAACAGCACGUGUUCUACGUCCUCUACGGCGUCCCCGCACUCGGGGCAGUUGGGCGAGCCAUCUAGGAUGCCUUUCUCGACGAAAUAGGAGCGCAAGAACCCGCGUUCCGUGAGGAGCUGGGUGUGGAAAAAGUCGACUUCCCCAUGCUUGCGGCCGACCCAGAGAUUAAUGUCUGGAAUCAGCCUCCUAGUCUUCAAUCCUGGUGCUCCUGGUUGCCCUGCAUCCGUUGUCCACUGGUCCUGCCAGCGCCUCAUCGUUUCCUCCCUUUGCCACUUCCGUGUGUCUGAUUGAACACCACCACUCGCUACCUUUUCGUCGUGGCAGCGGAUAUCCUCCUGCAUGCGGAGGACUAACGGGGUGGUGUUGGCGACAUCGCAAGCGGCAUCAUAAGAAACGGUCUGGAAGGCACUAGCGACUCGGAGAGCGACCGACCAACUUCACUGUACUGAAAAUGAAGCCUACUGCGUUAACGUGUGUAUGCGCUUCUGCCAAGCCAACCACGCCGUACUGCAUGUGUGUGAAUAUUUGCAUCACUGGACUAAGAACACAAAUCUCACCGCACAGCAGAUCGUGUGUCGCCAAGUGUGUGCGUGUGUUUAUGUUGUAUACGAUAAUAUAGGUUGCCGACCCCUGGGAACGAAGUGGUGAGUGCCGCUCGGGGCUCGAUCGUAGGUACGUGGGUGCAAGGAGAUCCCGUCCGGAAAAUCCACGCAAACAAUGAGACUCCAAAUUUUGAGUGAUUCAGGCCGAGGGGUAUGAGGAAGCUUGAGGAAGCAAGGAGAAACGCGCUGCGGUGAGAGCGCGCUUUGCUUUUUGAGUGCGCUUGUUACUAACACAACACGAACCCAGCGUAUUGGAACAAGCCGUGUGUGAUUGUGUGCGUGCGUCGACGGCUAUUUCAGCUGGAGAACUCGUUUUUUAUUUGCACUCAAUUUUUGCCGGUCAGUUUGUCUCAUUCUUACUACCACAUUUGACUUCAUACAAAGUGGCAAAGUUCGACGUUUCGAAUGUUGAUGUUUUUAAUCUCCUUGAUUCUGCGUGAUAAUGUGUACAAAAACUUGUUAUAGUGAAGUGUAUUAAUGUGUUUAGUGUUACUUCGACGUGCACAGUUAAUUUAAAUAUGAAAAGUGUUGGAAAACAAAGUGUUUUAGUGAUAUUUAUGCCUGUUUGUACAUCGGCCAAAGAGGUAAACAUCAUGUUAACAAAGUCAACAAAAAGACCAACGGAAGUCAGGAUCCAUGUAUAGAUUCAUAGAAGCCAAUAAUAAAAAGCUUGAUGCUGAAUUGUUUGGAGAGAGUAGUGAAGCUGGGCCAAGUAAAAUUCAGACAGCUACGUCAAAUGUAGAGUUCCGUGAACACCCGCAUUGUGGUAAGUGCAAAAUAAAAAAAUUAAAAUUUGUGACCAAUGCAAAUUAAACACAAUUAUAAUACUUAUUUUUUAUCUACUCAUUUCAGAGAACCAUCCUUGUCCAUUUGAUGAAUACAUCUUGCAAGAAGAAUACGUCAGUGAUUGGGUUACUAUCGAUGCAUUCGACGAUACGGAAGUAUAUGAAGAGGUCAACGAAGAUUACGAUGAAGCCGAGGAAACUAUGCACAGCACCACAAGAGUCUCAACACGAGGAGGAACCAUUUGAUGAGCUUAUUCGAAAUUGGGCAUUAAAAACAUACCAAACACAUCAAGCUCUAAAUGGACUAUUAGAAAUUUCACGUAAAAAAAACGGACUACCAGCUGCCGAAAGAUGCGCGCACGUUGCUUAAGACAAGGCAAUGUGGAAAAGAAAUGUACCCUAUAGCAGGGGGAGAAUUUUGGUUCCCUGGGGUACGAUCGGGUCUCAAGGAUCACUUUCGCGAUGUGCCACCAAGAGUCAGCAAAUUUUCGUUGUACUUUUCGAUUGAUGGACUUCCACUGCACAAGAGCACUCGAAAACAGUUUUGGCCCAUAUUAAUGAGCAUUCAAGAAAUGCCGGAAGUUCCAGUAUUGAUGGUGGGCAACUUUUUUGGUGAAUCGAAACCAAAGAGUGUUGAGGAAUAUCUGCGUCCGCUUGUCGACGAGCUAAAUGGGUUGAUGGAUAAUGGCAUUGUAAUAGCCAAUAAGCUAAUCGAAAUACACGUAAGAGCUUUCAUCACGGACUCACCAGCACGAGCAUUCAUAAAAGGUUCAGUUUACUUCAACCACACACAUGGUUGCCAAAAAUGUACGGUACAAGGAAGAUAUCACAGCGCACACCGAGUUACAUGUUUCCCGGGAAUGGAUCAUCCAGCAAGAACGCAUGAAGAUUUCGUCCAAUCAAAUUACGGAGCACAUCAUCGGGAAAAAACGCCUCUCAUGGAUCUUAAGAACUUAAGAAAGCAGAUUAUUAUAGCAGAUCGUUUGCACCUCUUUGACUACGGCGUAACAAGAACAAUGCUGAAAGGAUGGAAAUCAGGCAAAUUAGGAGGGGGUGCCAAGUGGUCUGAAGAAACAAUAAGCAAGAUUUAUGCUUUGCUGAAGGAGGUGGAACUUCCUUUAGAGUUUCAUCGCAAACUCCGUUCUGUUGAAGACAUUGGAUUGUGGAAAGCUAGUGAGUUCCAAAUGUUUCUGCAUUACGCGAGCUUUAUCGUUUUGAAGGAUGUAUUAACAGAUGUACAGUAUGACCAUUUUAUGAAGUAUUACUGUGCGGUAACAUUGUUAUCAUCCGAAGUGUAUAAGAAUGAUUGGCUUGAGGCGAAACGCUUGCUAAGAGAGUUCGUUUUAGAAUAUGGUGUUAUCUACGGCGAACAUUGCAUCACCAGCAACAUACAUAGUUUGUUGCAUGUGUAUGAUGAUGUAGACACAUUCGGCCCGCUUUACACCAUUUCAUCUUAUCCCUUUGAAAGUAAGCUCCAGCAUGUCAAGAACUGUCUUCGAAACGGUCAUAAGGUUUUGGUGCAGGCUGCAAAUAGGAUAUCGGAGCAAAACCCACAUAUUGCGUCAUCAAGUACAACAAAUCCAUCUUUUCCAUUUUUGAAAACCAAAACUAAUGGAGUAGCAUUGCACAUUAAUCGACAAUUAACUCUUUCUCCUGGUUUUCAGUCCAAUUGGUUUUUGACUCAUGAUAACUACAUAGUUAAAUAUUGUAGCGCAGAACAAAAAGAUUCAACUAUAAAAAUUAAUGGGAGAGCAUUCAAUUAUAUAACGGAAACCCUCUCGUACUAUAUUUCACCUUUUAUGAAGGAUAUAUAUGAAGAAAAUAUUAGUAACCUUCGUACCGAUGAAAUGGUAUUUUUACCCAGGGAUAUAAAGUGUAAAUUAGUAGCUAUUAAAACUACUGAUAACUUCUUAGUGUUAGUUCCCUUUCUCAGGACGUUAACCGAAUAAAACGUAAAAAAUCGAUCUUAUAUAAAUAUUAUUAACGUUUAAUUAUGUAAAUAAUUAA
Messenger RNA from Anopheles merus, 3489 nucleotides. RefSeq lists its product as uncharacterized. The transcript is spliced from 4 exons. Lineage: Eukaryota; Metazoa; Arthropoda; Insecta; Diptera; Culicidae. The record is from RefSeq and is a predicted model, not a curated record. The coding region runs from base 1875 to 3431 and encodes 518 amino acids.